Messenger RNA from Leptopilina boulardi, 4242 nucleotides. RefSeq lists its product as uncharacterized. Bases 275 to 3640 code for a protein of 1121 amino acids. The record is from RefSeq and is a predicted model, not a curated record. NCBI's taxonomy places the organism in Eukaryota, Metazoa, Arthropoda, Insecta, Hymenoptera, Figitidae. The transcript is spliced from 2 exons.
GACUUGAAAUUAAAUUUUACUUUUUCAAUUGUGUCAAUAGAACGUUAAAAAUAGUAAAACGUUUUAUCAGUAGAUAAACAAAAAUUUUAUCUAAACAUUUUCAACGUAUGUACAUAUUAUAUAUAUAUUUCAACUUUAGUCUAGGAAAUAAAUUGAUCUUAUAAUAAUAUAUUUGUUGAAAACUACAUCGUUUCAUUAACAAUAGCAGACGAUAUUUCAACUCAUAGAAUGAUAAUUUAAAUAGUCAACUAUUAUCAGAACUCAUCUAUCAAGAAUGGACACAUUUAAAAAUCCACUAGAAACGAUAACGCUUAUACCAAUUUACACUUAUUUAAAUAUAUUGAGUGAUUUUUUAUUCACUGAACUAUACCUAGCAGAAAUCGAUCAAAAUAAACAAAUACCAAUUCUUAAUGCACUUUAUGAAUACAUUCAGCAUCACGAGAAUAAUCAAGUCAAGAAAGUUGAAUUAAUUAGAAACUUGUUAAAAGGGAGCGAUCUGUAUGGAGCAAAAAAAGAAGAACACGUUGAUAUCACUUUUGUUAAUGCGAUGUUCGAGUACAUUAUUAGCUCUAUAGUAUUUGACAAGUAUGGUAGUAUUUUUGGUUUCUUGGCAGAUAUUUUUUGUAAAGCAGAAACUUUACAAAUAGAAGAAGUGCUGAAUAUAAUAAAAAUAAAUCUUGGAAAUACUUCUUAUGAAAACGAAUAUGGAGACAGAUCGAUUCUCAGUCCUUUAUCAGUGGAUAGAAUAUACUAUGACAUAAUAUUACCUAUGUUUCCUCUGCCGAAAGCUAAUCUUAGUUUAUUGUCCCUUGAUUAUAUUUAUGUACAAGCUGGUUCAAUGUUUCUCCGAGCUGGUAGAAUAAAUAAUCAUAAUUAUAUUGAUUUUGAAGAAAAUUUUGCAAAUCUGACUGAGGAUAAUUUAUUUGACGAAUACUUAGUGAUCGGUCAUAUAAUAGAAACAUUAAUUCUAACUAAAGAGAAGAAUUUUUAUAUGUUGAAAGCUUUUGCUCUUCCAGCUCUUACGCAUUUUAUUUUCAAUUCAAAAUAUUUAUAUACCAAUGAAAACAUGGCAAAUAUAAUUUUCGAUCCAGAUUUUUGGCAAGCAGCUUAUAACAAUUUGUUUCAAUAUACAGCUAAAGUUUUUAAUGAUAUAAACCAUACGUUAGAAAAUGACUACAAGUUAAAAAUGCACAUUGCUCUUUCUGCAUUUCAAAGUAGUGCCGCAUUAACUGAAACUUUUAUGGAACAAUAUUGUCCACAUUUAGACGUGAAUGAAAAAAAUUUUACACUCUUUCUUUCUUCACAUUAUCCUGAAUCUAUUCAAUGUAAAGAUGUCAAUCUAAAAGAAUAUUUUUGGAACUCUAAUUAUAACAUCAACGAAUUAUAUGAAGCAUAUGAUUUUCAAAUUGUCCAAGAUGCCUUUCCGAAAUCUCUAAUAGAGCAACUUAACAAAACUCAAGUUAUUAUAAAAUUGCUAGUUCCUAACAAUACAAAACAUGGUGAUUUUGAUGAAUCCGAACAUUUAUCUUAUGAUGUUCUGGAAGUUUUUUUUCUCAAUGACAGAAUUUUCGAUUACUAUAUUUUAAAACGAGAAAAUUAUAAUGCGAUAUUAACCAAUUACGCUAAUACACAAAUUUUUACAAAAGACAAAUUAUAUUUUGAAAAAUUAUUCAGUGUAGCAACAUCUAAAAUUCUUAAAAGAACUGACGAGAACGUUAAUGUAUUUAUUCAAAACUUAGUAAAGUAUAAAAAGUCACGAUUUGAGUCUCAGUUAGAAAUUUUAGACAAUUGUAAAGAAAAAAAUGAGCACCUAAAAAAUUAUUGGUGGAAAGAGUUUGGUUUAUCAUUAGUGCCAUAUUAUCCUUGUUUAUCUAAUAUGUGUAAGGCCAAUUACUGGAAAAUUUGUUCAUCAAAUAAGAUAAAUUUUUUUUACAAAUACCCACAUGAAAUAACUUCAAUAGCAGUAAACAAUAAUUUAGUUUCUAUUCUGUUAUCAUUAGGGACAAAUAUCAGGUCAUUAUUAUUAAAAAUUGCAAGUAGUGAAACUGUGAAUGAAAUUGUAAGAGUAGAACAAAAUUAUAAAUUCUCAAUAACAAACGCAUUGAAUAGAGAUAAAAUAUUUGAUGAUAUUUGUUUACACAUAAAAGAUCCAGCAUUUUUGCUAACAUUUACAACUAAAGACAAGAUAAGUGUACUUAAAGAAUUAAUAAAUUCUUUAAAAGAAAAGACCGAUUUCAGUUUUACAUCAGUCAUUGGAAGUCUCUCUAAAAUAUCAACUUUAAAAUCCAACUUUUACAAUAGCAUUGGUACUAUAGAUGAAAAUAAUAGUCGAUUAAUUUUUGUAAAUACUUUAAAUAAUCGAACUGAUACUGGUUAUGGUUAUAGGUUUAUCUUUGUAUCUGACAAUAUGUCAAAAACUGCACAGUUAAGAACUGAUUAUGAAUUUAAAAAUCAGAUAUUAGUUUCACAAAUCAGAAGCUCGGAAAAAGAAGUGAAAAUAUAUGUUACUUUCAAUAACGUAACUUUUAAAUCUGAACCUAAGCAUAUGAUGUAUGAAAUUAAUAACCAACUUCAAAGGUACCCUACUAAAGUUUCAUUUAUUGGAAUAUCAAUUGAAGCUGAUGAUUAUGAUGAGAAGUGUAAUGAUAUGAAUUAUUUUGAAAUGUGGAAACCUUUUAACUAUUGCCGAAGGCGAGGACGUUUCAUUGAAAAAUCUGACUACGAAGAAAGAGCCGUACAGUUUAUCAAGAACAAUACAAAUUUUUCUGAGAAACAGAUACGCAAUAUGUUUGAAAAAUACACAUUUCCAAAUAGUACAACUCUAAAUAAAUUUAUCAAUGAUUUGUUUAAAAACACUUUAUUUGAAGAACCUACAUGGAGUCAAAACUAUAUAAUAGACAAUUCUAAUAUUUUAAGUGAAUUAAGAUAUCAAUCACAUUUUGAAGGACAUGAUAUAAGAGAAUAUGAUGCAGAAUUUAGAAUCAGUUCUUUUUACUCGAAAGCAGAAAGACGUAGGAUUGAAGAAAAUACAUCGUUAAAAAAUAUAGUUAAAAAUUACAAUGAACAGGACGCAAGGUAUUCUGUCACAUUUCAUGAUUAUUAUGCAAUAAGAAAUUACGUGACAACAGGAUAUACAAGAAUAACUGGAGAUACCCAUGAAGCAAAACUAAUGAAACUUGCUUUAUAUAAAUUAGCUAUAAGACAGUCUGACAAUUUGAAGAAGGAUUUUGAAUUAAAAUUAUUUAUAGUUGAUUCUAAACCAAUUCCAUUUCUUAGAACUGCAACUCGGAAAGAAUACAUUACUCUGCAAAAAUUUACACAAGCUUAUACUAGUAUAGAAUCAGCUAUUAGAUUUGCUGGUUAUCCUGCAGCUGGAUAUGUAAAUAUUUUUUAUGAAAUGGAAUUUACUGGGCCAUAUCUAAGGGUAAAAAUAGAAGAAUUUUACAACAAAAAAGAGAAGAGUGUAAUUCUUUUACCUGGAAGCAAGUUUCAUUUAGAAGAACGUGUUUUAAAGGUCAUUGAAGGAUUAGAAGUAUUGGGCAAGGUUUUAUAUGUGAGGCUAAUGUAUGAAAAUACUUUAAAUGAUAAAUACGAAUGGUAUAAGAAAAUUAUGAAUAAAAUUUCACGUAUUAUCUUCUAAAAAUUGUAUAAUAAAUUUCUAGAAUCCUGUAGACGAAAAUAAUUUUUCAUCAAAGCCUUUAAUGAAAGAAGUUAACAUAUUUAUUUAAUUGACCUUGCUCUGAUCAUUUAUUAAUUUACUUGCUUAACAAAAAUAAAAGGAAAUAAAUCAACUUUAUUGGAAAAUUAAUAAGUUGACAAUUUUUAACAUAUUGGUAUUUAUAAUGAAAAUUGUUAUAUUAUAAAAAUCUAUUUUAUGCUGUCGCCUGGUACAAAAUGUAUUUUUUACGUGGCACACGUGGUGCCACGCAAAACUCGCGCGCCGAUAGAAAAGAAGUCCGCCGGGUCCAAUGGAAAUCAAAUUUGUGUCAGCCGGUACCUUGUUGCCGGUUUCCGCGGUCACAAUUCAGGAACUCUGAUAUCUAUUCAAUCGAACUUUAACUACUCGCUCUCAAUACAAGGUUCAACAAAAAACUUCUAUAUUCACUUUCAUCAAUAAACUUUUUUUUCUCUUUUAUAUGUAUUAAGCAGUGUACUCAUAUAUAUAUAUGUGUAAUUUACAUUUUUGAAGAAACUUUUUAUAAAAUCAAAACUUUUUAUUAAAUUUCGAGUCGCUAUCGUAAA